Molecule: messenger RNA, 1520 nt
Organism: Cynara cardunculus var. scolymus (artichoke)
Lineage: Eukaryota; Viridiplantae; Streptophyta; Magnoliopsida; Asterales; Asteraceae
Product: UDP-glycosyltransferase 85C2-like
Exons: 2
Coding region: 1-1446 (481 amino acids)
Molecular function (GO): UDP-glycosyltransferase activity
Source: RefSeq, a predicted model, not a curated record
AUGGAUGCAUUGUCAACAAAUGAUAGGAAGCCUCAUGUCAUCUUUAUACCAUUUCCUGGACAAAGCCACAUAAAGGCCAUGCUCAAACUAGCUGAGCUUCUUCACCACAAGGGGCUCCAGAUAACCUUCGUAAACACAGACUUCGUCCACAAGCGUUUUCUUGAAUCUGGAGGGCCACACUGCCUCGAUGCCUCACCUGCUGAUUUCCGAUUUGAAACCAUUCCUGAUGGCAUUUCUCGUGGCUCCCUGGAUGAUAUGGCCACUUCUAGACAAAAACUCAUUCAUUCCAUUGAAAACUUCUUGAGUACUCCUUUUCUUGAUCUUAUAACCAAGCUUCCGAUUCCUCCUACUUGUAUCAUCUCUGAUGGAUUCAUGUCGGUUUUCACCAUUGAUGUUGCACAAAAGCUCGGGAUCCCCAUCAUGCUCUACUGGACGCUUGCUGCUUGCGGCUUUAUGGGCUUUUACCAGACCAUGUUGCUCAUGGAGAAAGGGCUCGUACCACUUAAAGAUGAAAGUUACUUAACAAAUGGGUAUUUAGACACCAUUAUUGAUUGGAUUCCCGGAAUGGAAGGAAUCCGUAUAAAGGAUUUCCCAAGCAUGGUUCGGACAACUGAUCCCAACGACCAACUUCUUACCUUCACUACCGAAUCUACAAGAAGGUCUCACGAAGUUUCGCAUCAGAUUUUCCACACGUUCGACGAGUUAGAGACAAGCAUUGUCAAAGCUUUAUCGGCAAUGUAUUCUCAUGUUUAUACCAUUGGCCCACUGCAACUACUUCUUGAUCGGAUACCCGAAAAUGAAAAGCACACUCAAGUGUCGAAUUUCAAUGGAUACAGCUUAACGAAAGAAGAACCAGAGUGUUUCCAAUGGCUCCAGUCUAAGGAACCAAAUUCUGUCAUUUAUGUGAAUUUUGGAAGUUCAACAGUGAUGUCAUUAGAAGACUUGAUAGAAUUUGGUUGGGGUCUUGCUGAGAGCAAUUACCCUUUCCUUUGGAUAAUUAGAUCUAAUUUGGUGGUAGGGGAGUCUGCGGCUUUGCCUCCAGAAUUAGAGGAGUAUAUAAAAGAGAAGAAAGGGUUUCUUGCCAGCUGGUGUUCACAGGAAAAGGUCCUGAACCACCCUUCAGUUGGAGGAUUCUUGACUCAUUGUGGGUGGGGUUCGACCAUUGAGAGCUUGUCGGCUGGUGUGCCCAUGAUUUGUUGGCCGUUUUUGGCAGACCAGAUGACUGAUUGUAGGUAUAUAUGCAAGGAAUGGGAGGUUGGAUUAGAGAUGGGGAAUGGUGUGAAAAGGAAGGAAGUUAAGAGGGUUAUACAAGAGUUGAUGGGAGAUGACAGAAUGAGAAACAAGGCCAUGGAGUGGAAGGUGAAGGCACAUAUAGCAACAGGUCCUAAUGGUUCAUCUUCUUUGAAUGUGGACAGUCUGGUUAAGGAAAUCUCCAAGCUAUUAUGAAACUAUAGAUGAAACUCAUCAUUAUAUAUAUGCUUUAAUUCUAUAUAUUUAUGAUUUGAAAUGUAAUUUUGUGC